This is a messenger RNA of Liolophura sinensis, 4323 nucleotides long. RefSeq names its product pleckstrin homology domain-containing family A member 2-like. The record is from RefSeq and is a predicted model, not a curated record. Bases 130 to 1119 code for a protein of 329 amino acids. The transcript is spliced from 13 exons. NCBI's taxonomy places the organism in Eukaryota, Metazoa, Mollusca, Polyplacophora, Chitonida, Chitonidae.
AAGAAAAUGGCGGAAGCGGUUGUGCACGAUGUUGGUGGCUGUCAGGCGUAGUAAAAAACAUCUGCAGCUGCUACUGUAGGACAGAAGAGCUUUGGUCUAGAUGUUGAUGUUGUUGUUGUUGUAUGAAGCAUGCCCUACAAAGAUAAGGCAGGCCGCACAUGUGGCUUCCUCGACAUAGAGGAGAGGGAGGACAGCAGCCGCUUCAGUCGGCGCUACUUCAUCCUUGAUGUCACCAUGGGGAAGUUCAGCUAUUACAUGGAUGUCCCUAGUAAUUUGUCAUCCCCUAUGCCAGUAAGAGAAUUUAAUCUUCAGUAUAUAUCAAAAGUUACUGAUGGUAGAAAGUUGAGGCCAAAAGUGGAGUUUUGUUUUGUUAUUAAUGUGGAGGGAAAGAACUUCUACCUUCAAGCAGACAGUGAGAAGGAUUUACAGAACUGGAUUGAUGCAAUCACAAAUGCCAGUAAAAUUACAGUCCCGAACAAUGAAAGUCGAUCUGACACCAUGGAGUGGCACUAUGGUGACACAUCCUCUGGUUAUAAGACUGAGAUAGCAGGAGGAGUGGUGUGUAAAAUAGCCGUAGAUAGUGAUGACAGUGAUGGCAGUGACCGUGAGGACAGCUCUACGUCAGGACAGCUCUCUGCAGGUGCCAUUCCCUCCAUAAAAUCUGGGUUCUGUGUCAAGCAGGGUGCUGUGAGAAAGAACUGGAAGAGGCGAUUUUUUGUUUUGGAUCACAGUGGCAUUUCCUAUUAUAGCUCAAAUCAGGAUAAAACUCCCAUUAAAACCAUCAACAAACAUGACAUAUUGGAGGUCAGAGAAUCUAAAGGUGUUCAUUCCGGGCGAGAUAAUUUGUUUGAGAUUGUGACUGCCAAAAGGAUAUACUACAUACAGACUGACUGUCCAGAAGAUAUGCAUAGCUGGAUAGAGGUGUUGAGGAAGGUCUUGAGAACUCUGAAAUGUGGAGACAGAAAGUCCAUGCAGGAGAUAGAGUCCCAGCCAGUAGAUUUAGACUGCUCCUCUGAUCUGGUGUACCCACCAAAAGGAGUCUGGACGAGAGACAAGCAGAGUGGUAAAGAAUCCAAGAAAAACCAGCGAAGGAAAAACCGAUCAUGGUUCUGGUCCUGAGAGGAAAUGCCUCCGUCUCGUUUAGUGCUGACACAUUAAGCCUCUUUGUGUGGGAAAAUGGCUGAAGGCUGUCGACUCUCCCAUCAGGAUACAUUUUAUCAUGAAGACAUUUAUUGUGUUUACUUUUAAGAAGGCUGAUAUUUUAAUGAAUUGACUCAUGUGUUGAACUAUUUGUUGGAGAUUCUGAAGUAUGAUUCUUGUUUUGUUUGAAUAGUCGAGUUUAAUUUACUCAUACAUUAACCCAUGUAUGUUGUGGUUUGUUGAUUGAGAAUUGUUGGUUUUUAAUGCUGAGCAAAACUUGAGUGUCCUCACCAGAUGAUCAGAUGAUCCGGUACCUUCCUUUUCACAGGUUAUAUCCCUUUUAACAAAGUUAUGGUGGCCUCAUGUGCAGGUGGCAUUCUUGACAUUUCAGGGUUUGUGUGAUCCAGGGUAAAGAAGUAACACAAAAUGUUUGCAAGUUGUAUGAUUUUGUUGCAUUUUCUCUGCGUGAAGGUAUUGGUUAAUGCAUUGAAAGACUAAAAUCUGUGUCUCUCCAUCUACUGAUGUGUUCACGUUAACCUUCAUGCAUUUGUUACCAUAUUUGUGAUUGAUAUGCUUGUGUUUUAUGUAUAAUAACAUCAGUACACUGCUAACUCGUUAUCUGUAUAUACAAUUUGUACGCUGGCAGGUUUAUGGUGCACAGUUGGUCACUGGUCUGUGUUUGUCAUAUGACACUGUCUUUAUGAUGUGGUAGGGGGAUUCUUGAAUUGCUGUGAGAUGAAGAAGCCUUUGUGAUUAUUUCCUUAACAAGUUUUACACUCUCGGGUUGUGAGCUUGAAAAUUCCUAAACAUUGUGAAAUCACCAUAUACAUACAUACAUCCUCCCCUACUAAGAUAUAGCUUGUGUGCAACUGCCAAAUAUGCACCUGUAUCAAAGUGAGAGGAAAGAGUCAGAACCUGGUGAGAAAAAACAUUGAUGCACUGACAUGUUCAAACCCAGACCUUUAUCUCUGGUUCACCUGUGGCUUUGUGUUAGAACAUUGCUCAGGUAUGUUUACUUGGUAAGAUCUUAUAGUAUUGUAGCUGUUAGAGCCUUUCCCCACUGAUAGUCCUGACCACUGCACAUAAAUGAAAUAUUCUUGAGUAAAAGACUUGGUAUUUCAGGUGGAAAAAAUGUUAGCAUGUCUGCAGAAUUUUUAUCCAUAUGAAUGCAUUUGAACUUCAUUUUAUGAAUCUUUUCCAUUUUUUGUUUUUAGUUUAGGUGUGAAAUUGCUAAUGUGGCAUAAAAGUUGGUAUGUGCUUAAAUUAGUAAUAUUUGCUAAUAUAUAUUAGUAAUAUUUGCCAGAUGUAUAUUGACUCCUCUAGUUAUAUUAAUCCAUUUUCUCAAGAUGAACUAUGACACACUUAGUGAAUCCCAGUGAUUCUCACAUUGGUGGAAUUAAAUGAGAGUCAGAUCCUCCGCUUGGUUCCAAAAUCUAAUCAGUGUUUCUAGAAAGUGUUAGGUUUAUGUUGAGAUGUUUAUCUCUGGCAGUAUAAACUUGUUGCUUAUCAAAACCAGCUGAUACACUGAGAAUCUUACCUUGCCAAGUCUGUUCUACAAGUGGACAGCGUCUUGAGGAUCUUGUCACUGACAGGUACACCAAUAUGCUCUAAACACUGUGCUCAGUGUAACAUAACACACCACUGGCUUGUGUGGACAUGUGUAUUGGCUACAGAUACCAUAGGUCAAACCACCUAAGUCACCUUUGUUCAAAAAUAAUGCACGCAAUUCCCAAAUUUGCUGAAGUAAAAUUAUAUUGGUUUUUCCGUAUGAAAUUUUUCAAAUGCUUCAUAAGACGUCUAUGAUAUUAAAAUUUAAAAGUCUUCCUUAGUAUUUUUAAUGAGACAUCAGGUUUUUUAUACAUUGUAUACACUGCACCAUGACAGUCUGUUAUUUUAUCCAUAUAUACUUCUGUGCUAAGUUAUUAAGAUGAAAGAAAAUGUUUUUAAUUUGCAUUUACCAGUACAUCUAGUGUUUUGUUUUGUGAGGCAACAGAAUUUGUACAGGCGCUCCAAGGCCAUCUUUCCAGUAUCUGCUCACCUUACUAAUGUUUUGUUGAUUUAUUUUGUACAUUGUAAAAGUAGGCAUGUCUCUUGAUCCUUUUCAUUUGUAUUAUUCUAUUAUGCUGAAGAUUUUUGUUAUUAGUUGGGCAUAUGUUACCAGACUUGUUACAUGGGCGUAUGUUACCAGACUUGUUACAUGGGCGUAUGUUACCAGACUUGUUACAUGGGCGCAUGUUACCAGACUUGUUACAUGGGCGUAUGGUACCAGACUUGUUACAUGGGCGUAUGUUACCAGACUUGUUACAUGGGCGCAUGUUACCAGACUUGUUACAUGGGCGUAUGUUACCAGACUUGUUACAUGGGCGUAUGUUACCAGACUUGUUACAUGGGCGUAUGUUACAGACGUCAUUAUUAUUAUUAUUUGUAUGCCAACCACAUUUCUUUUUUAUUCCAAAUAGAUUGUUUCAUGGAGGCAUUUUAUUCUUAUUUAUAACAUUGAUGUAUCCCUUUUAGACAGAUGAAGCCAAACUGGUUUUUUUAAAACACAUAGUUAAACAUCUCUAUCUUUUAAUUUGUAUGAAGUCUUAACAGUGUCUCAGAUUUUUCUACUGGUAAAUAUGAGUUAAAUGCCCUUGGGGGACAUGUAUUUGAUGUACUGAUCUUAUCAUCGGUAACUAAGAAACAAAAUCUGAUCAAGUUCCUGAAGUGAAUGCAAGUCACCAUGGAAGGCCUGUGUGAUUUAGUCUUAACAAUGUAAGGUACAGUUUCCAUGUCAUUUUCGUUUGUUUAUUAUGGGUUUGUAUGACUUUUACUUGGUAAUUUCAGUCAGUGGUGAUGUUUUACAGGAUUUUUCAGUUCGUUUUCUUCUCUCAUUCUAAGAGGAUCCUGACUUAGUGAUUCACACAGACUGUCCACACCUCACAGCAUGGCAAAUGAGAAUCUAGACAAUCUGUACACUCUGACUGCUUGUCUGUCUGUCCACACCUCACAGCAUGGCAAAUGAGAAUCUAGACAAACUGCACACUCUGCCUGCUUGUCUGUCCACACCUCACAGCAUGGCAAAUGAGAAUCUAGACAAUCUGCACACUCUGACUGCUUGUCUGUCCACACCUCACAGCAUGGCAAAUGAGAAUCUAGACAAACUGCACACUCUGACUGCUUGUCUGUCCACACCUCACAGCA